UUGAAGAGUGGCGCUUGACAGGGGGAGCCAUCUGGUGGGAACUGAGGAGGACGUCAGGCACAGAACCAACACAAUCCGCAAUAUUAUGUGUCCCACGCCUUCUCUCCGUAGAUCUGUCCUGCUGGUAUAUUACAGGUGGCAUGAUGGCAGGCAAUGAGGAGCGGUGGCGUGAGGGGUUAGGUGCCACUGCUGGGGCCCUUGGACAUCUUCUGGAGCGAAUGACUAAUGACUUCACACCUCAGCACGAUUCCCAGCACUACCAACCUGGCUUUGUACCUUCAGCAUCUCCUCCCUGGACUAAUUCUGGACAGGCUCCACUAACUAGUCUGGGAUCACCUAUGCCCUCACUGCAGACUUCACACACAAGCCUUGGCUCUCAAAUUCCUCCUCUGCAAGUAAACCACAAUAGCCUCGGCUCACAAGUUCCUACUAUGCAAUCAGCACACAGUAACAUUGGGCCUCAAAUAACUCCAUUGCAGCCUCCAACCACAAGUGCUCCUGGGGCCAUGCCUCCUGGUCCACAACUCACAGGAACUUCAGCCAGGAGUUACUCUGUCAGCCAAGAUUUGUUUUCAGAGCUUGAUGGUGGUAGGAGUCCUCUGUUGAGGUCCUCCUCAGACUUAGGACUCCGCUUGAAUCAUUACCAUGCCCAGGGGAACCACUAUAGUGAUGGAAGGUUAGAUGGAUUUAUGGAUUCUAGUAUGGACUCUCUUGAUGGUAUGUUAGUAAGUGGUCCUGACUCUUCCUUUUAUCUUGAGGUACAAAGAAAUCCAAAUGCAUCUUCAGGCACACCUCCAUUACAAGAAGGACAAGGUCUCAGUCCUGCUGCUGUACCUCCUCCAGAAUUUAGCUUUUAUUCUCAUGAAAAUGAUAGAAUCAGAGAAGGGGAAACUGUAAACAAUAUCUCAGCAAAGUUUUCAAAUUUUACUGCAUCCCUUGGAAGUUGGUUUAGUCCCUUUGAUCCCUUCCGAAGUAAUCUUACAGCUGCCCAAACCAAACCACACAGUCCAUCUGGAACCUCUGCUAUUGGAGCUAGAUCAGAAACAAAGCCUAGGAAAGAGAAUAGUGGAUCCCAGCAGUGUAAUGCUGGCCAAGCAUCCACUUCUCAACCAACUAAAGCCAACAAGCCUUCAUAUUCUGAUGUAUUAAUCAAAAAUCCAGUACAGGAAGGUAAACUAAGUACUGCUUCACCACCUUUAAACAGUAGAAGUAGUAGCAGUAACAGUAACAGCAGUGGUACUACUACCUUUAACCAGCAGAGCCCACAGUCUCCCUCUCCAAGCCCUGCAGCCUCCCGUCCGGAACAGAAGACUCGUAGUAGUGUGACAAAAACUAACAAACCUCGCAGCUCCAACAAUAACAUCAAUGGAAGCCUUGACCAAGGUCGCAGGCAGACAAACAGGGCAGAGAAUCAUGUAUCUCAAGUUGGUUUGGAUGAGUUUGAGUUGAUAGAUGGAAGUAUGGGCAAUGGCUCUAUUAGUGCUUAUGAACACUAUGACUGGGGAGAAUGUCCCAGCAGCACCACAACCACCACCACCACAUCAGCUAUCCUUGGCAGUGGCUCAUCAGUUCUCAAGCCAUGUGCCGGUAGUCCCACCCACCAAGCUAAGAAGGUGUCAAUAAAGGGAGAUGUCAAAAAGAACACACCAGAGAAGAGCAGCAACAAUGUUUCCUUUGAGGGAGAGGCAGGGAAAGGAAUUGGUGAUCAGCUCAACAACAAAGUUUCCUCCUCUCACCAGAAACAGCCACCUAAACGAACCUCCUACAUCAAUAACAUUCCCAGUGCCAGCAAUUCCUCAUCUCUGUGUCCCACAUCUCCAGGGACAGGCCCCGGAGGUAGUGUUCCCACAAAUCCCACUACAAACAGUCCAAGUCGUAACUCUCCCAUCUCCUCCUAUGUCACCAACUCAGUCAACAACAACAACAAUAAUAAUAACAGUAAUAAUAGCAAUGAAAGUGAACGUAAUGAUGGCAAUAAAAUUAAAACUUCAUCAUUAUCCAAGGAAGAUAAGAAAACACAAGAUACAUCAGGACCAGCUGCUGGCACAGCAACGCGUACAGGGGGACGAGGAAAAGCUCCUGUUAAUAGCCGCAAUGUUCUCUCUAGUAGACGCAAUCAAAGACGGAGGAGGGAUGCAUCAUUUACACAUUCUGAGCUUAUAGCACAGGGAUGGGCCAUGGCAAUGCAGUGGAUGGCGUUAGCAGUGCGUGUGAUGGUGUGGCUUGGUACCCUGACAGUGGAUGUUGUGGUGAUGAGUUCCCGGCUCCUCUUGCACCUUAUGGUAGUGGCAUGGGCACGUUUAUUAGAGUACUGGACUGCUGCUGGACUGACUCUCCAACACUACUGGAUCAAACUCACAGGCCUAUUUUCCAAAAGGGAGAAAGAAGAGAAAAAAUUGCCAGGAAGAGACAAGAAAUUGCCACGGGGUCUGGAUGUCAAUAUAUCAUUGCCCACCACUGGUGAUGAAGCCAUGAAGCGUCUUUUGGCAUGUAAAGGAAAAGACCCGUACAGCAUCUUGGGGGUGACUCAAGAUUGUACUGACGAAGAUAUAAAAAAGUAUUACAAACGACAAGCAUUUCUUGUGCAUCCAGAUAAAAAUAAGCAACCAGGAGCAGAAGAAGCCUUCAAGAUCUUGGCUCAUGCUUUUGAAAUAAUAGGAGAACCAGAACGGCGGAGAGAGUAUGAUGUUCGUUUGGCAGAGGAAGUGCAGUUGGAAGGAGCGUGGGGGGAACUUGCCUCACUUCUUACACGGCUACAGGAAAAGCUGGAUGAGGCAGCCAACACAAUACGGUGCACUAACUGUAACAAGAGACAUAGGCGGGUUAAGCUUCCAAGACCAAUUUAUGCUGCUAGACACUGUGCUGAAUGUCAAAUACAUCAUGCAGCCAGGGAAGGAGAUAUUUGGGCUGAGAGUACAUUGUUGGGGUUACGUUGGAGGUACUAUGCGUGCAUGGAAGGUGCUGUUUAUGACAUAAGUGAAUGGGCUGCCUGCCAGAGUGAUAACCUGAAGCACCUGCAGGCUAACACCCACAGCGUACAGUAUCGCAUUGUCUCGGGGAAGAAAAAUCCUCCUUCCAAAAAUAAUACUCCAGAAUUUCCUAGUGAUCCAGACCUAGAGGAGUUUUUCAACAACUUGUGUAAGGAAAAGUUUGGGAAGAAUUAUGCAUCAGGGAGCAAUCAAGGUGGUGGUCAGCAGAUGCCGGAUACUCGCAAGAGAAAGGGAAAGAAGAAAAAGUGAUCCAUGAGUUGGUGGGGGGAGGGUGAGGGUAAGGGUUAGGGUAGUAGACAGCAUUACAUACUAUGAAAUCAGUUGUAAAGGAUUAUAAUUUUUUUUUUUCAGUUUAUGUAUUUAUUUUUUCCACUCAGGAGUGCAUAAGUAGCUUACUCCUCUUGAAGAAAGUUGCAUGACACUUGGGCAGCUGCAACUGGGGUUUUGGUAGGUGAAUGGUAUUUUUUGAUAACCUGUUACAGGUGUGCUUCAUGGCCUUAGUAGAGCAGUAAAAUUUGGCUUGACAAUUCCAAACUUUGCCUUUAAAAAAUUAAAUGUGCUUGUAUAUUUUGAAUGAGACAAAUAACAAAGUCUAGGAAUACCAUCACAGCAAAAUUUGGUUAAUGACAAAAAUUAUAAGAAUCAAAAUCAGAAUUGCUGGUCAUUAAGUAUUGAAAGCAAUUUUGUACUGCUUUUCCAGGCUGGCUCAUGAUGGGACUGCUCUACUGGCCCCUUUGUAGCAUUAUUUACCAGGGGCUUGUUUUGUUUUGCCAAGGUUUUUUCAUCCUAUUAUUUUCCUGACAAAUUAAAUUGCUGUGCUACUUUAGAAACAGUAAAAUUAGUUAUGUACCUGGCAUAGGUAAUAUUUUUACCAUACUUUUAUGUAACUUCAUAAAUGAUUGUGGAGAAAAUAAAAUGGACUGAUUCUUAAUUAUAGCUGUAUAUUACAUAUGCAGACAAUUUUUAUUUGAAAAUUUUAUUCUUGAGUAUCACCCGUGACAUCAGUCAGCAAAAGAAUAGGCACAUUUAAAAGUUUUCAAGUUAUUCUAGAACUACUUAUUAGCUUUUCUUUCGGUACUAAUGCAGCAUUUGACGAUGGUGUCAGAGGAAACUGGUGAUAAUGUAAGGUUAAUAUGUUUAUGCAGAUUGUUAUGGGUGUUGCCUAGCAGCUUCCCAUUAAGGUAUUUUGUCCAGAAAUGCUAAUUGUGCUAUUUUUUGGUCUGUGGGGGUGAUGGUGGCCACACUAGUUUUAUAAUAAAUUGGUUUGUGCACCAAUUUUGUGUUACAAUCCAACUUUGAAACUGUGGUCGCAGUCCACAUUACUGUCAUACAAGGGGAGGCCUUUUAGCAAUGUGAUUUAUAUGCAUACUGUGUCCUAAAGGUGAAAUACCUUUUAAGCUUAAUUGAUCAUGCACAUAUUCUCUUUAUUCCAGAAUUCUUUCUUCUAUGUUAAAUAUACAAUAAAUCACAACAUUGUUGUCUCACUUGUAGUGAGCAAAUAAUGCAGCAUCUAGAACGUACAUAUAAUCUGCUGAAUAAUAUUUUCUGUUAAUAUAGAAACUGUAAUA
Scylla paramamosain (green mud crab) is the source of this 4558-nucleotide messenger RNA. Its product is annotated as probable serine/threonine-protein kinase DDB_G0282963. The record is from RefSeq and is a predicted model, not a curated record. Bases 141 to 3239 code for a protein of 1032 amino acids. Lineage: Eukaryota; Metazoa; Arthropoda; Malacostraca; Decapoda; Portunidae. The transcript has 9 exons.